UUCCAUGCUGUGGGAGGUCCAAUUGUAUGCAGAUUGCUCAUGGACGAUGAGAAUGUCCAAAAUUUAUUGACCGCUGAUAUAAAAUUUGAUUUAGUUAUCGUCGAACAGUUCAAUAAUGAUUGCGGACUAGCAAUAGCACAUAAAUUCCGUGCGCCUAUCAUUGGAAUCACUUCGCACAUGCUGUUGCCUUGGCAUUAUCAAAGGUAUGGAGUUCCAUAUAAUCCUUCGUACGUCCUGUUCGAUCUUAUCACGGCGGGAACUAGGCCAACUUUUCUUCAAAGGAUCCAAAGGUCAAUUACCUAUAAUUACAUUAACUUCGUAAACAAACACAUAACACAACGUUUGGAGCAGAAUGUAAUAUCUGACUAUAUGGAAGAUGUUCCUCCUUUAGAAGAAAUUGCGAAGAACAUAAGACUAGUACUGGUUUACCAAAAUUUCGUGCUCUCCGGUUCGUCUGCUCUACCAGCCAAUAUUAUUGAAGUGGGUGGUUUCCAUGUAUCCAAACCUAAGCCACUGCCUGACGAUUUAAAGAAAUUCAUUGAGGAAUCGGAGCAUGGAGUAAUAUACGUAAGCUUUGGAUCAAUAUUGAAACCUUCUUCAAUGUCUAAGGACAAAAUGAUAGCAAUAAUAGAAACUCUUAAAGAACUUAAGCAAAGGGUUAUCUGGAAAUGGAACAAAAAGGAUUUACCAGGAAAUCCAAAAAAUAUUUUGGUUACCAAGUGGUUGCCUCAAAAUGACAUUUUAGCCCAUCCAAACGUGCUUGCAUUUUUCUCACACUGUGGACAAUUGGGGGUGACGGAAGCUGUAUACCAUGGUGUACCUGUCAUUGGCAUGCCCAUAUUUGGUGAUCAACCAUCUAAUGCUGCUGCUGUUGAGGAGAGUGGACUCGGUGUGCGAAUAGCACUGUCAGAAAUCACAAAGGAACGGCUACUAGAAAAGUUCAAAACAGUGCUCAAUCCUAGUUUCAGAGAAAAUGUCAAGCUGAUCUCGAAGGCAUGGCACGAUCGUCCUUUAACGCCUAUGGAUACAGCCAUCUUCUGGACCGAGUAUGCAGCGCGUCAUAACAUAACUUAUGGACCUCCUAUUGUCUCUACAUAUCAGUAUUAUAAUUUAGAUAUUAUAGCUUUAUUUAUACUCUUGACUAUAGUCAAUAUGGUAGUCAUUAAGUUCGAGGACGACUGGAUCAUAUUCAAAUGA
Aricia agestis (brown argus) is the source of this 1197-nucleotide messenger RNA. Its product is annotated as UDP-glycosyltransferase UGT5-like. The record is from RefSeq and is a predicted model, not a curated record. NCBI's taxonomy places the organism in Eukaryota, Metazoa, Arthropoda, Insecta, Lepidoptera, Lycaenidae. The coding region runs from base 40 to 1197 and encodes 385 amino acids. The transcript has 5 exons. Gene Ontology annotation, molecular function: UDP-glycosyltransferase activity.